Molecule: messenger RNA, 2657 nt
Organism: Uloborus diversus
Lineage: Eukaryota; Metazoa; Arthropoda; Arachnida; Araneae; Uloboridae
Product: lamin Dm0-like
Exons: 11
Coding region: 97-1797 (566 amino acids)
Source: RefSeq, a predicted model, not a curated record
CUGCCAUUGAAUGUGCGGUCUGUGUUUGGAUACCGGGUUGUGAAUGCGUCAGGUGUAGCGGCAUUAAAAUUCAUAUUAUUAUUGAAAUUGUAUGUAAUGGCCAGUGCAAAAAUGAGCCGUCGAACCAUUAAUCUACCUCCUCAGGGGCGCAGUCCUAGCCCCCAAGUUUCCACAAGCUCAGGGGAUCGUCAAAGAUCAAAUUUGAGCCCAACGCGGAUGUCGAGGAUUCAAGAAAAAUUCGAACUGCAAAAUUUAAACGAUAGGCUCGCAACUUACAUCGACACCGUACGAAAUUUAGAAGCUGAAAAUAACCGCCUGAAUUCCUAUAUACGUACGACACAAGAGACGACUACUCGAGAAGUUACUAAUGUAAAAAAUGUGUACGAAAGGGAAUUGGCCGACGUCAGAAAAACAUUGGAUGAAAUUGCUAAAGACAAGGCGAAAAUUCAACUUGCAGCUGACAAGUAUAAAAACGAAGCAGAUGAGUUUAAAGUCAAGUUAAACAAGAAGGAAAAAGAAUUAGCUAAUCUUGAAAAACAAGUGAAAACAUUUGAGUUACUAAAUCAAGAUCUUCAAAGACGUGUGAAUCAUCUGAAUGCAGAAAAUCGAAAAAUUGAAAAUCAGCUCAAAGAAGCCUUAGGUGAAAAUGAGAAUCUAACUCAGCAAGUGAAUAAACUGAAGAAAGAUUUGGAUAGGGAAACAAUAGCACGAGUAGAUAUGGAAAAUAGACUGCAGAGUGCUAAAGAAGAAUUGUCAUUCAAAGAAUCUGUUUAUCAACGUGAAAUCACUGAAACAAGACAUUUGAAGGAAACUGAAAUAUCAGAACUUAAUAGCCAAAUAGCUGAAAGCUAUGAGCAGAAAUUAGCUGAUACUUUGCGUGAUCUGAGAGAACAGUAUGAAACCCAGCUGCAAAUGAAUAAGAAUGAUAUAGAAACUUUGUAUGAAACUAAGAUUGCUGAUUUGCAGAAGAAACUUGAAAGGAACUCUGAUUUUGCAUCUUCAUAUCGAGAUGAAAUGAGGUCCCUAAAGUCAAAAGUAGAAACUCUAAACUCAAAGAAUUCAGCUUUGGAAAGUACUAAUUCAUCUCUAAUGAACAGAAUCAAAGACUUAGAAAAACUCCUAGAGCAAGAAAGAGAAUGGAAUAACGAAGCACUGAAUGCAAAAGAUGAAGAACUUUGUCAUCUGAAAGAAGAAAUGGAUCGUCAAUUGUCUGAAUAUCGUGAUUUGCUUGAUAUAAAAGUUGCUUUAGACUUGGAAAUAGCAGCAUAUAGGAAAUUGCUUGAAGGAGAAGAAACAAGGUUAAACAUAAGUCCAUCCAGCUCUCGGUGUUCUAGUCCACAAUCUACUACAACUACACCUUCAAGAUAUGCUAAGAAAAGGCGUAUUUUAACAGACACUGAGCGAACUGGCUCAGGGACACAAGUGCAAGCAAGGGCUACUGGUGAUAUUGAUAUUUCUGAUCACUGUGUGAAAGGAAAAUACGUGAAAAUACAUAAUAAAGGAAAACAAGAAAUCUCUUUAGGAAGUUGGCAGUUAGUUCAGAAAACAGAUGAAGCUGAAGUGACUUAUAAAUUUCCUAGAUCUGCUGUCAUUAAGCCAAACAUGACAGUAACUGUUUGGAGCUCUGACAGUGGAGCUAGUCAUAACCCACCUCAAAACUUAGUGAUGAAGAAUCAGUCUUGGUGUUCAUCAACAUCUCUUGUUACUCUCCUUUUGAAUAACAGUGGAGAACAAACAGCAUUUAGAGAAUCAGUAAGAACAAUGGAUUUGUCUGAGAUAUCUCAUAUUGAAGAAUAGUAAAACAGUAGGAAAUCAUCUAUUUGGACUAAUUUUGCAUUAAAAGCAUAUUAGAAGUGUUAUUUUUUAUGUGUUAAACUUAAUAUUACAAAGAACAGUAUGAGUUAUGGUAACGUUUUGAUCAGCUGCAAAUUUCCUGUUGAAGAACUCAAGUAAAAAUUGUCCUUGCUCUUAGAGAUCAUAGUAGAAUGCUUUUACCAUUAGUCUUAUAAAUGCAUUUUAAAUUUUUGUUUUUUUCAUUUACAACUGCAUUUAGUGAUUCUUUAAUGUCCUUUUAUUUAAUUUAAAAUUGUUUCUAAAAAUAUUUAAUGUAAAUGUUGCAAUAUUUAUUCCAGAAUAUUAGUAUUUAUUUUUCAACUUUUCUGUGAUUUUUUUCAAAAGUUUCAGUGUCUAAUUUGUAGAAUUCUCAGCAUGUAGAAUAUGCUUCACGAUAUUAUCGAGAGGAGAAGAUAUUUUGUUUUGAUUAUUAUUUUCUUUGUUAUUUUACUUAUUGUUACAUUAUAUACAUGUUUCUUUUUGAUAUUCUUUUAUAUUUAAUUUUUUUUUUGAAAUGCUCGUUUGAAAUUAUUAAAAACUCCUGCUAUUUUGAAAUGUUGAUGUUUGAGACUUAUAAAGAAAGCAAUAUUUUGCUGACCGUAAUCAAAAUCUUUAUUAAUAGAGCCUUAUGCCUAUAAUGCCUUAUAUAAAUCAAAGAAACUAUUAUAUAAGUUGAAAAAUGCCUUAUCUUACUUAUUUGGCAUGAAAACAGAUGUUAAAUAUUUUGCUAUUCCUUUUUGUACACAAGGUCUAAAUCUCUGUGAAAUAACAUUUGAAUAGAUACUUCUUUGUAUAGUAAACUACUUCCAUAAUAACAAAAUUAU